This is a messenger RNA of Juglans microcarpa x Juglans regia, 1038 nucleotides long. RefSeq names its product ankyrin repeat-containing protein ITN1-like. The coding region runs from base 1 to 1038 and encodes 345 amino acids. The record is from RefSeq and is a predicted model, not a curated record. NCBI's taxonomy places the organism in Eukaryota, Viridiplantae, Streptophyta, Magnoliopsida, Fagales, Juglandaceae. The transcript is spliced from 2 exons.
AUGAUGCAAGCAUCAGCCCAUCAAUUAGUUUACCGCCUUUGGAAAGAGCUAAUUGGAGCCGACUCCUCGUCAAGUACUGAUCAUAUGCUUCAAAAUCAUAUGGAACUAGUUUUUGAAGCUGCAAAAGUAGGGAACGUUGAAAUUCUAAUUAUACUUAUACGCUCUUAUCCCGAUCUCAUAUGGCAAGUUGACGAAGAAGAAAAUGGAACUUUAUUUCACGUUGCUCUUAAACAUCGACAAGAGCGUGUUUUUAAUUUAAUAUAUGAGACAGGUGUUUUGAAGGGCAAGCUUGCGAGCUAUAAGGCCGGAGGGGAAAACAUGCUGCACUUAGCUGGACAAUUGCCUUCUUCAGAUCGACUGAAUAUCGUCUCAGGAGCGGCCCUUCAAAUGCAACGAGAGUUAUUGUGGUUUCAAGAGAUAGAAAAGAUCGUGCCGAAGGAUGAAGAAACACCCAAGGAUGGAGAAACACCUAAGGAUAUUUUUGUAAGGACCCAUAAAGAACUACAGAAGAAUGGUGAAAAGUGGAUGAAGGGCAUGGCAAGUUCUUGCAUGCUUGUGGCAGCACUGGUUGCCACUAUGGUUUUUCCAGCUGCCUUCACAGUACCAGGUGGCAACAAUCAAGAAACAGGCAUUCCUAUCUUUCUGGAAAGCAACUGGUUUACGUUAUUUCUCGUAUCAGAUGCGGUAGCCUUGUUAUUCUCUUCGUGUUCAAUAUUAGUUUUCUUGACAAUUCUCACGUCACGCUACACCGAAAAGGAUUUCCUCAAAUUAUUAUCUCGUAGGUUGGCAUUGGGACUCGCUACGCUUCUAAUUUCAAUAGUAGGCAUGCUGAUAGCCUUCAGUGCAGCCUGUUUUUUGGUCUUUAAAAGCAAAGCAAGUGUUCCGAUCCGAAUAAUUGUUGCGGCGCCCAUUGUUCCAAUUAGUUUGUUUGUUAUCCUACAUUAUGGCCUUUGGUUUGAUAUAUUCUGCUCAGCAUUCUGUUCAGAUUGGUUCCUUUUCCGGUCACAGAAUAGGCUUUUCAAUCCAAGCUGCCAGUAA